This is a messenger RNA of Effrenium voratum, 1379 nucleotides long. The record is from the annotation of a GenBank genome assembly. Lineage: Eukaryota; Dinophyceae; Suessiales; Symbiodiniaceae.
AUGAAGCGAGACUACGAUCAUUUGUUCAAGCUCGUCUUGAUUGGCGAUUCCGGAACGGGCAAGAGUUGUUUGCUCCUUCGGUUUGCAGAUGAUGCCUUCACAGACAGCUACAUUACCACGAUUGGCGUCGACUUUCGUUUCAAGACCAUCCCAGUUGAGAACAAAACUGUGAAGCUCCAGAUUUGGGACACGGCUGGGCAGGAGCGCUUCCGCACCAUCACCAGCGCCUACUACCGCGGCGCUGAUGGCAUCAUCCUGGUUUACGACAUCUGCGAUCGGGAGUCCUUUGCCCAUGUGGAUGAGUGGCUGAACGAGGUGAACAGAUACGUGAAUGAAAGCACAUGCAAAAUCCUGCUGGGCAACAAGUGUGAUUUGACAGCAGAGAGGCAGGUGACCACCGAAGAAGCCAAAAGCAAGGCUCAAGAGUUGGGCAUUGCUUUCGUGGAGACCUCCGCAAAGGAUGCGACCAACGUCGAAAAAGCUUUCCAGAUGAUUCCGGUGGCACUGCAGCUGACGCUGAAAGCUGGUAGCCGCUCGGCGACAGUGUGGGCGGCCAUGCUUGAAGGGUUGAUGCCUGCGGUGGUAUCAGCACGGCGGACGCUGGCGGUCGCCAUGAGCGGUUCAGCUGCGGGCUACAGCAGGGUGGCACGGUAUGCCCAGGAGUGGCUGGAGCAUGAAGAAAUGCGCCUGGGUUGUUCGCCUGAUUUGGCGCUCUUUUCCAUCUCGCGGGGCUUGCACAUGCUGAGCGAUGGCCGCGUCGGUUUGCCCAUGGGGUUAUGUCCCACCUGUUGUCGCACUGGCGCUGGUCGAUUGCGGGUGGUUUUUGUUCGGAGCCCUUUGGCAAGGUUGAGCAGCUUCUUCCACGGCUAUUGGUUUCCCCAAAAGGGGCAUUUGCUGAAGGAAGAAACCUCGCAGUUUCAACAAUGGGUGCGAUUGAUUCUCAGCCCAGUCGCAUCGGCAUCACCGCUCUUUGAAGCGAGCGACUUGGAUCAUGUGCGACCAGCUUUCACGGAGUCCCUCAGCGACAAGCCAGAACACCAUUCGCUGGCUGUGUGAGGGUGCUAUGGGCAGGAUGUUGCCGGAUCUUUGCGGAGGGUGGAGACAGCUUUGUGCAAACGCAGUGGGCUUUUGCUGAGCCGACUCAUUGAAAUCACCACAGCGCAGUGUGCCACACUUUGCAUGACGUGGGGCUCGGGAAGACGCAUGGAUGGAAGAUGUGCCGAGAUGUGCCGAGGUUUCGGGCACUGCACUCCAUUGCCUAGCUUUCCAGCUGUGCGCAGCAAACCGGCAAAGUUUGAGCAACUGGCACCCGAUGUAGAACAACUGCUCAAGAGUCGCUUCCACCAUGACUUCUUGGCAUUGGCUUCAUGCGGAAUGUG